AUGACGUUUUUAGGCUACCUCUUCCGCCAAAUCUUCAUCCACCCAAAACAACUCCCACCAGAUCUCGACCUCUCCGGACAAACAAUCCUCAUUACAGGAGCAAAUUCCGGAAUCGGUCGGGAAGCUGCUAUCAAAUGUGCCCAUCUCAAAGCUAGUCGUCUCAUUCUCGCUGUUCGUAGUGUCUCAAAGGGAGAAGAAGUCAAAACCCAAAUCCUGCGAGAUCAAUCUCUUCCUUUUUCCAGAAUAUGUAACAUCGAUAUCUGGGAGCUCGAUUUGAACACACCGUCUUCAGUCAUUGUAUUUGGCGCAAAAGUUCAAACUCUCAAUCGCCUUGAUGUGGCGAUACUCAAUGCUGGCGUCUUCUCACCCACGUUCACCACUACACCGUCAACUGGACACGAGUCCAUGCUUCAGGUGAAUCAUUUGUCGACAGCUUUAAUAUCCCUCCUUCUGCUACCAGUCUUGGAGAAGAGUGGGAAAAUCAGCACUCGCCCUGCCAGACUGACGUUCACAUCCUCCGAGGUCCAUAUGUGGACCUCCUUCAAAGAAGGUUUAUCCAAGUCAAGUAUUUUCGACGAAAUAGACAAGCCCGAGCGAUUUGAGACUUGGGGUAGUUACGCCAACAGCAAACUACUCAAUGUAUUCUGGGCGUUAGGGCUAUCCGAGCGUAUCAAUUCCAGUGAAGUUGUUAUCAAUUUAUUAAAUCCCGGAAGUGUUGAUACCGGCUUGCAUCGCGACUUUAAUAAAGCCCUGCAGACUUUUGAUAGAAUAGUCGGACGAACACCUGAUGAGGGCGCUCGGUUGCUGUUGGAUGCCGCUUUGGUGCAGAGCUCUACAACGCAUGGAAAGUUUCUGAGUGAAAAUAAGAUUACUCCGUUCGGUGCAGUUAUUCGGGGGGACAAAGAAGGGACAUUGCAAAUGAAAGUAUGGCAGGAAACCAUGGAAGAGCUGCAACGAUACGCAAAAGAUACUGGAGUCGAUCUUCCUAGUUUUCUAUAA
This is a messenger RNA of Talaromyces proteolyticus, 999 nucleotides long. RefSeq names its product putative 3-oxoacyl-reductase. The record is from RefSeq and is a predicted model, not a curated record. Bases 1 to 999 code for a protein of 332 amino acids. The transcript has 2 exons. NCBI's taxonomy places the organism in Eukaryota, Fungi, Ascomycota, Eurotiomycetes, Eurotiales, Trichocomaceae.